Molecule: messenger RNA, 10596 nt
Organism: Plasmodium vivax (malaria parasite P. vivax)
Lineage: Eukaryota; Apicomplexa; Aconoidasida; Haemosporida; Plasmodiidae
Exons: 3
Coding region: 1-10596 (3531 amino acids)
Source: RefSeq, a predicted model, not a curated record
AUGUUCAGAAUGAACAGAACGUCGGGGGGGGAGGGACGGAGCGGCUCGGAGGACGCGGACAGUAGUAGAUCGCCGGAGGACCCACGAGACGACCAAACCUCGGGGGAUGGUAACAACGGCAGUGGUGAUGGCAACCAAGUUAGUGGGGAAGACCCCCCGCAUGGUAGCAGUGACAGUCAGAAGGAGAAGGGCAGCUCGGACGGCGUUUCCCCCAAAAGCGAAAAAAUAGAGUUAGAAAAAGAGGGAGAACAGGAAGAACUCAAAAUGGUGAGCGAAGGGGAGGAAGAACGCCCCAAGAGGAAAUCCUCCAGAAGCGAAAAAAAAAAAAAGGAACACAAAAAAAAAAGCGAAGAGUAUAAGAAGUAUUUUACCAAAAAGGACAAUCAGGGGGAUAUUUCCAGCAGGAGGAAGGACCCCGGGGGCGAUUCCGAUGAGAAUUUCUUUUCUGCAAAAAAAAAAAUUGGGAAAAAAAAUGACCAGUGUGCAAACAGGGGGGACCAAGUCGACGAAGGGGAUGUGGACAUGUCAAUUUUUAAUGAUGAGAAUGGGGGGUGCUCCAUUUUUUCUGGGUCCCCGGUUGGGCGCGGCGCUCGGGGGGGGCGAAGGAGCGGUGCGUCAUCCAGGCGGUCAUCGCGGCAAUCAUCGCGGCAAUCAUCGCGGCAAUCAUCGCGGAGGUCAUCACGGUCGUCAUCGCGCUCCUCCUCCGCGUCGGCCUCGUCCGGCUCGGAGAGCGCAGGGCGCUACCGCGACGGGGGGAGCGAAGGAAGUGGCAGGAGUGGAAGGAGUGGAAGGAGUGGAAGAAGCGGAAGGAGUCGAAGCGGAAGAAGGAGUCGAAGCGGAAGAAGGAGUCGAAGCGGAAGAAGAAGUCGAAGCGGAAGAAGAAGUCGAAGCGGUAGGGGGAGAAGCCGGAGAAGCCCCCCCCCCGAGGAGGCGCCCCGCCUGAUUAGCAACCUCAAGCAGUUCUGCAGCAGCAUCAUCGCGAGGAGAAGGAGCGAACCCGAGGGGGCCCCUCCACCCAGUGCCCGCAACAAGAAGAAGGAGUUCCUGCUGAACAUCCUCUCCAACUCAAACGAGAUUAAUAUAAAUCUAAAUGAGAGCCAAGAGAAGGUGCGAAAUGUGAAGAGGGACAGGGAGGAUAUGCGGAAAAGCGAGAAGAUCAUAAAGAACAUUUUGAACAUCGGGGAGGAGAACCUCGCGGAUGAUUCGUAUUACAGUAGGGCCAACAUCGUCAGCUCGAGGGACCCCCAGGGGGGGAGCGGCGUGGCGGGAGUCCCCGUAGGUGUGGCAACGAACGCGGCAACGAACGCGGCUACCAACCAGGCAACCACCGCUGCACCCACCGCUGCACCCACCGCUGCAACCACCACGUACGUAGAACCCGCCAGAGAGGAAGAGUUGAGGAGGAGGAUGCUGAUGAGGAGGCAAAAGGGGGAACCCCCUCAAAGGGAAAAAUGGGAAGGCAACAAAGUGAGGAACAUAAGCUCCGUGUAUGACAAAUACAAAAUACUGCUGACCGAUAUAAAGUCAGGAGAGUACCUCAAUUCUGUAGAAUCCAAGUUAAAUGUGAUUGAGAAUUCCCUCCUGUGCCUGUCCGAUUUGCAAGAGGGGGGGGGCACAGACGACCGGCUGGACGUUAAGAGGAAAUUGGGCGAGCUGUUCGACGCGGCUGUUGAUCGCCUGAUGGAGAGUUGCGAAGAUGCGAAGAGGAAAAGCGACCUGGAGAGGAAAAGCGACUUGGAGAGGAAGCACCACCUGGAGGGGAAGCACCACCUGGAGGGGAAGCACAGCCUGGAGGGGAAGCACAACGUGGAGGGGAAGAGGCAGCACAGGGAGCAACUGAACCUGUCGUGCGACUUCAACCUUUUCCUUCGCCUCUGCAAGACGAUGCUGAAUGACCAGCAGGUGGUCUGCAACAGUGGCAAGAAGAACAUUAUUUUCUACAAUAACAUCUGUAAGGUGAAUUAUGUAUCGGGGGCGAAUAGGAACCGGGACGUCCUCUUCAACGUGCACUGCCGCAGGGGGUACCUGGCCCUUUCGGAGAGAGCGGCCGCGGAAGGGGGGAGCCACGCGGGGGGGGGCAGCCACUCAGGAGGGCUUCCCCAUGGAGGGCCUCCCCACAUGCGGUACGACAAAAAGGGGACCAUCGAAAAGCUAAACAUCCUGUGGUUUUACGAGCAGAAGGAAGAGGCGCACUAUCUGCACCUGUAUAACCUAAAUAACCUGAACAGCAAGGUGAUGUCCGUGCCGAUCGACUCCCCACUGGAGUGCAUCGACGUGGUCUUCCUCAAUUCCUUCCUCCCCUUGGAUUCCUUUUAUAACUCGUCGAAGAGCUACUACCUCAUGGUGGUAACAGAGCAGUCCUUUUAUAUUUUUAAUGUCCAUUUGUACUUCAAUUGUGAGGAGGAUUACAAUGUGGCCCUCAGUGAGCAGCUCAUCUACCAAAGUUUAUACCCCUUUUACUUUAACAUCUAUCUCUUUCUGCUCUUCAAAUUGGAAAGGGAGGAGAAGAAGAGGAGGUUUCUCUGUGUCAAAUCGUUUGAAAAGGCCGAGAGGAUCUUCCUAGGAGCGGAUGAUGGUAAUGUGUACGAAUUUAUUUAUGAGAGGGAGCAGCUGUUCAAGCCGCUUAACAUUUUUAAGAGAAUCAUUUUUACCACGCUGAGUGCUCUCGUCAGCGGAGUUAACGAGGCGCUGUUCUCGCGCAACAGGUACGAUCGCUACGCGCUCCCUGGAGGGGACUCCUACUCGGACGAGCGGAGUGGAAGCGCGGCCGGCAGUUACACCAGGAGUUACAGCGACAGCGGCAGCAGCAGUAGGAGCGACGAUGAAGAAGACCCCCUGGACGAAUACAACAAGAAUAUCUACUGCGACGACAUCCAGCAGGUCCCCGUAAAGUACCAUUUGAAGAAAAUAAUAAGCACCUACUUCAUAAAGUAUUUUUCCUUCUUCAAAAAUAAAGUGAGGAAGAUGCUGGUGGAUAAUGAGAGGUCCAUUCUGUACGUGUUGUAUGAGAAUGGCGAUCUGUAUGUUAAGCUGCUGAGCAAUGCGACUGGGGGGGGGACCUCCAGGAACUACCUCUCCGAGACGAUCACCUUCACCAAGAGCGACUUAGUUUCGGAGAUGAGCAACAUUUACUUCGUCGACGACAAUUGCUUCGGGUACCCCGAGGGGUUCGUCGGGGUCCCUCCUGGGGAGGCGUUUUACGGCGGGGUGGCUGGGCGCAGCGUUGGCGGAAGCCACGUGGGGGGGGCCAGCCUGGUGAGCGGCAGCGUGGGAAGCGGCAACGUGGGAGGUGGUAACUUUGGAGGGGAAACCAUCGGAAGCGGUAACUUUGGAAGCGGCAACGUUGGAGGGGCCGCCAUUGGAGGGACCCACUUCGCAAGCGGCGCCGUCGGGGGGAACCGCUUCGCCUACCCGACGAACCUGGAGCACAGCGCGCUGAACAAGCUGAGCAUCAUAGACAUGCACCUGAACCACCUGCACGAGAGGAGCAACGUCUGCCUCAAACUGGUAGACAACAAUUGCAACAUUUAUUACCUCUCCCUUGUGAGGUCCCCCGAAACGAACUCAUUCAAAAUGGUGCUCAAGGACUUCCAGAAUUUCCCCCACAAGAAGGGGCUACAGAUUAACGAUAAGGAGCACCGCAUUUUGUUUACGCACCAUUUGAAGAAUCUCUUCGUCGUUCUUAAGAAGAGGAAGGUUAAGCACCGCUACAAACUGAAGCUACUCUCCAGCUGCGACGAAGGCAGCGACCCGAGUGUAGCAAACAACCUAACCCAGUCGGCCACCUCCAAAAGGAACAUAUUCUUGUUUAAGCAUUCCAAUGAGUAUUACAUAAACGAGGAGAUCGUCGCCAUUCUCUAUAAAAAACGGAAUUCCAAUUUCCACGGUUUUUUUGAAGAACCUCAGAAGAGCAACAUCAUCAAGGAUUUCUACCUGGACCGGGUCAGGCACGACAGCGUCAACCGCCUGGCCCAGAGGACCGACCCCCCCCACGGCGGCGCGAUUGGCGCGAUUGGCGCGAUUAGCGGCGUUGGAGGGGUUGGCGGGGUUAGCGGCGUUGGAGGGGUUGGCGGCGGCGCGCCCAACUACUACGACGGCGGCAACUUCCCGAUGAGCGGCGGCAACUUCCCGAUGAGCGGCGGCAACUUCCCGAUGAGUGGAGGCAACUUCCCAGUCAGCGGCGGAAACUUCCCAGUCAGCGGCGGAAACUUCCCAGUCAGCGGCGGAAACUUCCCCCUGAGCAGCAACAACUUCUUCUUUAAGGAAGACGGAGGAGACCUCCCCCGAAGGAGGUCCAUCCUGACCGAGCAGGCACCCGGACGCCUGGAAAGCAUCCCGCCCUUCUUCCUAAACGAACACACCGUCAGCGAGUACCAAGAUUGCUACGACCUGAUUGUGCUCACCAAGAAGCGAGUCUACUACAUCAGCCAAAAUAGCCGCACGCAAGUAAUAGAGAAAAUGAUUAACCAUUUUAUAAGCUACAAAAUGACCUCCCAGAAUAGGAACAUUCGAUCGGUUGUUCUGAAUGAGAUGCGCAUCAGGGGUGUGUGCAGUGGGGGUGCCAAGUUGGAUGAUGAAGGCUUUGCGGGGAGCCCCCCCCCGAGGAUAGCGGCGGGGGAAGGGGCAGCGGUAGGGGCAGCGGUAGGGGCAGCGCCAGGAACAGCGCCAGGGAUAGCGGCAGAGACAACGGCUGAGUUAACCACCGCUUUCCCCGCCGCUGUCCCCACCGCUUUCCCCGCCGCUGUCCCCGCCGCUUUGCCCCCCGCAUUGCCGAACGACCCGAGCCACCUCGAAAUGGCCUACCACUACUACGUGAAUCAAAUUAUAAAACUGGCGUCGAGGGAGGAGUUCCUGUACGUCAUCUGGUGCAUGCUGCUGAACCAUGUGUAUAGGCACGACAUAAUGUGCUUCAACAACGUGGGUGGCAGUGGGGGCAGGAGGAUCCUCCGAGGGAGGAGCCAUGGGUACCAGCACGACUACGGUGGGGGGGGUGGCCCCUCAUUGGAAGGGGCAAGCGGGAAGGCUUACGGGUUGAGGGGCGGACGAGGAGACCACUACGGGCAGGGGGGCGGACGAGGAGACCACUACGGGUUGAGGGGCGGACGAGGAGACCACUACGGGCAGGGGGGCGGACGAGGAGACCACUACGCACCCCCGCCGGCGCACCCAACGCAGAGGGGGAAGAAGAAGGGGCAACGGGCCGUUCACUUCGAAGGGGUGUUAAACGAAAACGUAGGCGCGGCGUCCCCCUCCGCAGCAGCCGCAAGAAGGCGCAGAAGGAGACGGGGCCGCAGCGGAAGCAACAGCAGCACGAGCAGCACCAUGGGAGGCGGAAGCGAGUACGGACGGAUGAAACACACGGGGUAUAGGAAAAAUGCCACGAACCAAAUAGACUACAAUGUACUUAACAAAAUUUACAGGCCGACCCCCUUCAAAUUUGGUUUCUUAGAUAAGGACGCGGACUACAUCAUCAAGCAGGGGAAGCUCCAGCGGGCCAUGGAGCUCGAAAUUAAAACGAGAAAGAUUAAGGGAAUAAAUCACCUGUUUGAUGACGCCAUGGAUGGUUUGGACGGGGAAGAGGAAGGGGAAGAAAGAGGUGGUGCUAACCAGAUGGGUGGAAAAUCACUUCGCAUGUUGAAGGAGGGAGACCCUGUGGCGGACACGGCCAGUGAGAAACUGCUGCAAAAUAACUCCGGCUACUACAACUUCUUCCACGUGUGCCAGAAGAGGGCCACGAAGGAGAAGCUGCUGGAGGCGGAGAGGAACCGGAGCGGCAAUUUCGCCUUUGAGUAUUUGACGAACAAAAAUUUCGACCUCUUUUUUUUGAAGAGUGUAAACAUGUACCACAGCUCGCUGCACGUGCUGUCGAGGGGGCUGCUGCUGCUGGUGAGUCGGCUGCUCAAGCCGGUGAUGUUCAUCCACUUGUUUUCCUACGAGCGGUACCGCGACGCGCACGUUUUCAGGUGCGCGGGGCGCAGCGUCCGCCCAACGGUUGGCGGUAGAAGUGGGGGCGGCCCCUGGAAGGCCAGGAAGGUCGUGCGCGCGGGCCGGGAGGACGGCGACGCGGGCAUUUCGGUCAUUUCCAAGGAGAGGAGCGACGAAAACGAGGAGGCCUUCUACAACAUGAAGGACUUCUGCAUCAUCCGAAUGAACGACGAAGAAGUGUACGCGAAGAAAAAGAGGAAGCGCAGUUGGUACGAAGGCAGCGACGAUGUGUACAUCCUCACGGGCAACGUCCCCCUGGACUGUUGCCUCAACUUGAUAGAGAAGCUCAAGUGCCUCAACCUCUGCGUCAGCAUCAUCCUCACUACGCUGUUAAGAAAAAAAAAGGACUUUUUAGAAAAAAUUAAGGGGCUAACCGAUCCGUCCAUUGUGAACAUUUAUAGAGACUACACCACCCUAAUGACGAAUGAAGUGAAUGAGUUUUACGCCAUUUUGAAUUUCAUUAACUUUAGCAUUGAAUACCUGCUCAUCUACUCUAUCCUCAUUUGCGAUUACUAUAAGAACAAGACCAUCAUGAGGAAGAAGAACCUCGGGACUAGCCAAAACUUUUUGUACCUUCCGAGCACCCUCUUCGAUCUGCUUAUCAAAUGCAAUUUUAUGAAAACCUAUUUGAGCAGAACGUACAGAGAUAUUCUGAAGCAGUGCCUCUUUAACAUUAUAAAGUCGGGGAGGUACAUCCCGGUGGAUUUCUUCCAAGGGUAUAUAAUUCAUAGGAAUGAGUUUCUGGCUCUCUUCUUAAUUAAGAAGAUUGAGGAGGAGGUGUAUAUGAAGAAGAAAAUGAAGAUAAAGAACGACUACGGGGUGUUUCGCACUUCCGGGGGGACUGGUGCGCGUGGCAUCGGUGCGGGGUAUCCCAAUGGAGACGCCCACAACGGGGGAAGUUUCUUCAGCGGAGGAAAUGCCGCUUCGAGGGACACCUCCACGGUGGACAAAUUUGACGAUUUGCUCGCUUCAGAAAAACGGGCGGAGCAUUUCAUACACGAAAAUUUGAAGGACGCCCUCAUCAGCAUUAACAUCUUCAAGCUGAUCAUCCUGCUGUAUAAGGCGGACUACUACCGGUGCGCCAGCACGUUGAUUAGUCUCUACAUCGAUGCGUAUAAUAGGAAGCUGCUCCUGGAGGGAGGGAGAAAAGCUAAAAGGGAGAAGUUUAUCGAAAGGAAGAGCACCUCCUGGUUAACACACGACAUUCUGUUUUGCCAUCCCAGUGGGGAGAAGGGCUCCACCAGAAGAGCAGCAGCAUCCCUCCUGAUGAGCAACAUGGAUGUAGAGUACACGUACGAUUAUUUUGUCCUCUUCGAAAAUUGCUUCCUCCCAGUGGAAAAAAUCGUGCACGUGAAUUAUACCAAGUACCUUCUGAAGCAUAACGAAAAGAAGAAAAAGAAAAUUAAAACCUUUUUGACGACCCUGCUGGAGUACUCGAGUGACGUCAAUUUGCACUUCUUCCUCUUUAACCUUAUUUUGUAUAAAUGCGGCAAUCAGUUUCCCUGCCCCAUUUCCGAGCUGACGAUUUCGCCCCACCUGUACUACUUCAUCAAGAUGAACGAAAUGAACAUCCCCGAUGCCUAUGUGUAUUAUUUUUCCGAGAGGAAGUACCAGGACAUGGUCAUUUUCUACGCCCGGCAGGGCUUCUGCCCCUGGGGGGCGCCGCACCCGGGCGCGCCCACGCUGAGGGACCUCUACCAGGGCGAGGUGCAGGGGGGGGGGCGCCCAAUUGAGAAGCAAAAGGAGGGUCAACCGGAGAAGCCGAGAGAGAACCAAAAGGAGAGCCAACCGGAGAAGCCGCUGAAGGAGCGAAACGCCAGCGGUGGUGUUAGCGGCGGAGGAGUUAACGGCGUUGGAGUUAGCGGCGCGAGUGACCACACCGCCAUGCGCGUCCCCGCUGGGGCGGAACACGAUCCGCAGCACGCCGAGCUGCUGACCGAGCUGCAGGCCGAACUGCAGGCCGAGCUGCGCACCGAGCUGGCGCACAACAACUACUUCUACGAACACAACUUCAUCGGAAACAGCUACCUGCUGUCCAACCCCAUGUACACGCACGAGACGAAGGAAAUAUUCUGCAGCAUCUACAGGUACCUCUAUUCUAUCUUGUCCUCCCCGAGUCUGAAGAAGAGGAUCGAGUACGUGGAGUGCUGCAUGAGGGCGAAAAUGUUCAUCAUCCAGUCGACUGCGAGGAGUAUGAAGGGGACAGGCCUGCACAAGAACACUUUCCUGAGUGAAUACCUGGAUGUGUAUGCGCGUGGAGGGGGACUAUCCCAAGGGGGGAAGAGCCAAUCCGGGGGGGGAGUGGACGACCGAGGGAGUGAACGAGCGAAGAAGAAGAAGGCUCUACACGAGUUGCUAAACACAAGUGUAGCGUUGAAAAAGGAGGUUAUAAAGAAUUACUAUACAAUCGAUAAGGGGAUCCCGUACGACCCUACGUUUGCAAACACGCUGAAGGAGUUGCUCCGGAAAAACAACUGCUUCUUCAAACCGAAGGAGGACUACCUGCAGAAGCAGAGCACGUACUUCUUAAACCUGAAGGAGAUAAAGAAGUGCAGAACGGCACUCAACUACCAGAAGCUGCUCUUCCACGAAAUAAUCAACCUGUUCGUUUUUUACGUAUACAAAUUUUGCAGCUGGGAUGUUGUGAAAAAUUAUUUUUCCGUUUUGAUGAACGGGAGGAGGGAAGACCUCCUGCAAGUGCUCAUUCAUUUAGAAAGCAUAAACAAGGAAGAAAUCGACAUCGUGAAGAAGUCCUUCUCCAAUAUGUAUGAAUAUCUUUCGAAGAGUAAAUAUGAGCACAUUGACGAUGUAAUUACAGAUUAUAAUUAUAAAAUUAAAAAUCACCUGAACGGCAAGGUGAAUUUGAUACGAAUUGUUGACAUCAUUGACACGUUUAAGGAGUACCUUUUUACCAUACAAAAGGGUAUUCACUCGAAAGAGGAACUGAAGGAUAAGAUAUUCUUCAACAGUAAAUUCCUUUUCCAGAAUUUCCUGCCCUCCUUUAACCUGUUGAAGUUGAUAAUUCUCUGCGAUAAGAAGAAGGAAAAAAUAAAAAAUAUGAACGCGAAUUGUUUUUCAACGGUCAAUCAUAUGAUCAGGAAUGACUCGUCCAGGUGCAGCUCCCGUACGUUUGCCAAAUAUUCUUUUUACUUUGAGAGGCUCCUCGACUUUACCUUUUCCCUCUCCAUCACGUUUGAAGAUAUUUAUUUUGUAAUCAACCACAUCGGGGAUGUGAUCAAGCUGAAUGACGCAAACUUUAAAAAUUGCCUGUACAUCCUCGUCACGGUGAAGCUGCACAAGUUCAUGAAUAACCUGUUCGAAAUGCAGAAGGUGCGGAGCCUCAUGAAGAACAAGGUGGAGCUGCUGCGCAAGAGGCAGCAGGGCAGUGUGGGCCCGCUCCACCUCAUAUAUUACCUCAACUGCGUCCCCCUCAUUUACCUGGACCCCCAGAUGAACGUCAUCCUGAUCAACGAGUCGUACGAGUACACCGCGAACCGAGACCGCAUCAUCUUCUCCAAGCUCUCCCCCUUCUCGCUCGUCUCCAAGGCCGUCAACCACAAGCUCCGCAGCGUCUACUCCUACCACGACUACACGGACAACUACGAGGGGGGAGCGGAAGGAGAGGCGGAAGGAGCGGCGGGCGAAGAAAAGGCGGACGGCGCGGCUGACGAGACGGACCACCCCAACGGGGUAGGCCGCCCCCCACCCGCGGAGGACUUCCUCGCCAAGCAGGUCCACCGCAACAGCGCGGCCAUCGACCGCAACGACCGCAAGGCCCUCUACCACCUGUACAACGUGAACUACUGCUUCCACGAAGGGGGAGGCGGCCACGGCGGGAGGGCUGCCCCGAACGGUUGGAAGACCGCCGCUAACUCGGGGAAGGCUGCCUCGAACGUGGUUCCCCCCCCCCCGGAGCUCAUCGUCCUGACGUACAAAAACUACUGCUCCUACAUCGUGUGGAUCGCCAACCUGCUGCUCAACCACAAAAUAGAGUACAAGGCGCUGAUCCACGUGUACGUCAAAAUACAAAGCAACGUCAAACACCAGAAGGCCUCCCAAAUGGAGGAGCACGAAAUUGCCAUCAUCCUUUACUACCUCUUCACCAUGUGGAUCAACGGAGACAAAAACAACUGCUCCUUUUUUUUUUAUAAUGAGGAGAAGAGCUUUGAGGAGAAGAGCUUCGAUGAGAAGAGCUUCGAUGAGAAGAGCUUCGAGGAGAAGAACAGCGUAGGCUGCUUUUUGAAAGACAAAAAUGGGCAGGUAGAAUACAUAAACAACUGCUCGCUCAUCACCUUGUUGAAGGAGCUUCUGUCCCGAGCUGAGUUUUACUUUGAAUACACAUCAGAUGCAGCUUCCCGCAACUAUGACAUUAGCUGCAUCAUUUUGGACCCCUCCAUAUAUGACCAUGAGAAGGUGAGCAAAUCUUCUGUGGACAUUUUGAAGAAAUUUUUCGACGGCAUUUACGCCACCUUUAACGAGGUGAUGGCCAAGAUGCCCCUGCUCGCCCACAUCGUCGAGUUCCAGGCCAUCCAGGCCUUCCUCAAGCGCUUCAAGGCCUACUUGGAGGAGAUCGCCUGCCGCAUCACGCUCGCCGAGGGCCCCUUCCUCUGA